UAACACGCUCGGCCGGCGGUGUGGGCUAAAAGACGAGCUGCUGCUGCCGCCGCCGCUGCUCCUGCUGCAGCAUAGACACAUCGCUCAGUGACCGGCGGACUGACGGAGGCCCGGGGGGAACCGGAGAGGCGUCAAUGGCAACAACAUUUCCUAAAACAAGACGCUGCCCGUGAGACAACCUGGGUGCCAAAUGCGUCCUGGAAAAUAGGACGCGCAUUUGCCGUAAAUUAGACGUGGGUUCGCACAGCGGAAGUUUCUGCGAUCGAUUUUUGGGGAGAUCUUGAUUUAUUGGCUGCAUUCAUGGACGAGGACAACCAAGUGCCCGAGGACCUGUCUUUGGAGGAAAGAGAUGAGCUGUCAAACAUACGACGCAGGAAAAAAGAGCUUCUGGAUGAUAUUGAACGACUAAAAUUUGAGAUUGCAGAGGUGAUGACUGAGAUUGAGCAGCUAACCUGUGUGGGGGAGAGCAAAACCACACAAAGAAACAAACAGAUCGCCAUGGGGAGGAAAAAGUUCAACAUGGAUCCUAAAAAGGGAAUCCAGUUUCUUUUGGAGAAUGAUCUUCUCCAGAACACCCCAGAGGACAUUGCACAGUUCCUCUACAAAGGAGAGGGGCUCAACAAAACAGUCAUUGGGGACUACUUAGGGGAACGGGAUGAAUUCAACAUCAAGGUCCUCCAGGCGUUUGUGGAGCUUCAUGAGUUUGCAGACCUCAACCUCGUUCAAGCCUUAAGGCAGUUUCUGUGGAGCUUCAGACUUCCUGGCGAAGCCCAGAAGAUUGAUCGCAUGAUGGAGGCGUUUGCCUCCAGGUACUGCCAAUGCAAUCCUGGCGUCUUCCAGUCCACAGACACAUGCUACGUUCUGUCUUUCGCCAUUAUCAUGCUGAACACCAGCCUGCAUAAUCCCAAUGUCAGAGACAAGCCCCCAGUGGAGCGCUUCAUCUCCAUGAACAGAGGAAUCAAUGAAGGGGGAGACCUCCCAGAGGAGCUACUCAGGAAUCUAUACGACAGCAUCAAGAGCGAACCCUUUAAGAUCCCCGAGGAUGAUGGGAACGACCUGACGCACACGUUUUUCAACCCAGACAGAGAAGGCUGGCUGCUCAAAUUAGGGGGAAGAGUGAAAACCUGGAAGAGAAGGUGGUUCAUCCUGACAGACAACUGCCUCUACUACUUUGAAUACACAACUGACAAGGAGCCUCGUGGGAUCAUCCCACUGGAGAAUCUCAGCAUCAGGGAGGUGGAGGAGCCCAGGAAACCUAACUGUUUUGAGCUCUACAAUCCUAAUCACAAGGGUCAGGUGAUCAAAGCCUGUAAGACGGAGGCAGAUGGGCGUGUUGUGGAGGGCAACCAUGUAGUAUACAGGAUAUCAGCGCCCACGCCCGAGGAGAAGGAGGAGUGGAUUAAAUCCAUCAAAGCAAGCAUUAGCAGAGAUCCCUUCUACGACAUGCUGGCCACCAGGAAGAGACGCAUCGCCAACAAGAAGUGAAGAGGUACAAUCAAGUCAACCCCCCCACCC
This is a messenger RNA of Archocentrus centrarchus (flier cichlid), 1515 nucleotides long. It is a transcript of the gene cyth3b, whose product is annotated as cytohesin 3b. The transcript has 13 exons. The record is from RefSeq and is a predicted model, not a curated record. Gene Ontology annotation, molecular function: guanyl-nucleotide exchange factor activity. The coding region runs from base 301 to 1485 and encodes 394 amino acids. NCBI's taxonomy places the organism in Eukaryota, Metazoa, Chordata, Actinopteri, Cichliformes, Cichlidae. Gene Ontology annotation, biological process: regulation of ARF protein signal transduction.